GCGUGCCCCUCCCCCAUACUCCCCGCCGGAGCUGGGACCGGGACCGGAUACGGAUUAGUUUCGGGCGGAGCCUGUUGUUUCUGAAGUGAUCGUUAACUUCACUGAGAACGGGAAGCUCCAAUCGAGAAACUACGGCCGUUGGAGCUCCCCGGAGGGGCUGAGAAGGCCGGAGCGCGGGUAGCCGAGGCCUGAGGCGGGGACCCGGGACCGCGGCCUGCACCGCGCGGAAAGGCGCCUGUUUGCCGCGGGUUGAUCCUGGCUGCCCGCCGGCCACGAUGUCCAUCUUCACUCCCACCAACCAGAUCCGCCUGACCAAUGUGGCGAUUGUGCGGAUGAAGAAAGCGGGGAAACGCUUCGAAAUCGCCUGCUACAAGAACAAGGUGAUGAGCUGGAGGAGUGGAGCUGAAAAGGAUCUUGAUGAAGUUCUCCAGACUCACACUGUAUUUACAAAUGUAUCAAAAGGACAGGUGGCGAAGAAAGAUGAUUGUAUUGCGGCAUUUCAGACAGAUGAUCUGACUGAAAUAUGUAAACAGAUUCUGGUGAAGGGUGAACUACAAGUAUCCGAUAAGGAACGACAUGCCCAGCUCGAACAGAUGUUCAGAGACAUAGCAACUAUAGUAGUAGAGAAGUGUGUCAACCCUGAAACUAAGAGACCUUACACUGUAAACCUGAUUGAGAGAGCCAUGAAGGAUAUCCACUAUUCUGUGAAAGUCAACAGGAGUACAAAACAGCAGGCACUUGAAGUAAUAAGAUUGCUAAAGGACAGUAUGAAGAUUGAACGUGCUCAAAUGAGACUCCGACUCAGGCUCCCAGUAAAGGAUGGAAAGCGUCUUAAGGAAAAGCUGAAGCCAUUGAUUAAAGUGAUGGAAAGUGAAGAGUUUGCUGAGGAUUUAGAUAUUGUGUGUUUGAUUGAUCCUGGUUGCUUCAGAGAAAUUGAUGAACUAAUCCGAGGUGAAACAAAGGGAAAGGCCUCGCUGGAAGUUCUUAGCUUAAAAGAGGUGGAAGAAGGGGAUGAGAAACUUGAAUAAAUAUGAAAGCUAUAGUCAUCCAAAGUCAAUAAACUACAUAAGUCACACAGCUGUGUUAAGUUUUCUUAAACUAUACUUGUUCAUGUGACCAUAUUUCUUCAGUAGAAACUCAGAAUUAAUGAUUGAAGUGGCAAAUAUAAUUUUUAUCCUUAACCACUUAUUUAACAUUUUUCUGGUGUUCAGAAUGAUUUUUUCUUUUCUUACAAAUUAAUUAUUUAAUUAAAAUAUAUUAAAUAUG
Molecule: messenger RNA, 1266 nt
Organism: Hemiscyllium ocellatum (epaulette shark)
Lineage: Eukaryota; Metazoa; Chordata; Chondrichthyes; Orectolobiformes; Hemiscylliidae
Gene: sbds
Product: SBDS ribosome maturation factor
Exons: 5
Coding region: 276-1028 (250 amino acids)
Biological process (GO): cytosolic ribosome assembly; ribosome biogenesis
Source: RefSeq, a predicted model, not a curated record